GUGAAUCUUAUUUUUUUUAAUCAUAUUUUUUGUAGUUCAUUUUAUAAGUUAUUAACGAUAAAUGUUCAGCCUUUGGGUGCAAACCAAUAAUUUAUUUUUAGACUUAAGAGGCUGAUAUCAAUAUUGGAAUUAGUUCCUUGUAGUAGCUCAAUGAGUGCCAUUAAUGUAAUAAGUAUCUGAUGCAAUAUUGAUUGUUACAGGAGAUAAGUGAAGCAUUUUUUUUUAUUUUUACAAAUCUUUGAAGACAAGGAUUCAGUAUUGUAUUUAUAAAGAAAUGCUAAUAAUAAUAAAAAACGAUCAUGGCGAAGAGAUUUGGUUGGCAGUGACCUCGGCAGCGGACUGCGAGUACCGCGUGUUCAACACCUUCCAGAUCUAUCCGGACCGAUUGAUAGGAGAUCUGGCCAGAGCGGCAGCUGAGGUGAUUGGUCAAAAUACUUUCGAAGGAUACAUGACCCACUUCGGCAGAUGCUUUGUCAGGUUCUUCUCCAACUUCGGAUACGACGAGGUGAUCAGGGCAACUGGUAGGAACUUCACUGAUUUCCUGGAGAACGUUGAUAACAUCCACCUUCAGAUGCAGUUCACGUAUCCCAAGAUGGAUUCUCCUUCGAUGUACUUGAGCGAAAAGGAUCAAUCGGGAGCGGUCCUUGUCUACAGGAGUUCUCGGGAAGGAUUUAAGGACUAUUUCAUGGGGCAACUCCUGGAGAUCGCGAAUUGUCUCUUCGGCAUCAAGCUGGAGGUGAGGAUUCUCGAAGAGAUCAGUGCCUCUUCCAGUACAUGCCAGAGGAAGAACGUCCAACUUAAGCUACGUCUCAAUUACGACAAUUCUAACUACAUAACAGAUAAGGUGGAUAAGCCUCCAAUAGGAUGGGACCUGCCGUGCCUAUCCACUUCUUUCAUAGUGAAAUUGUUUCCAUUCUGCGUCCUGUUCGGUCCAGGCCUACGCGUCCUCAACGCAGGUGAGAAGUUAUUCGAGGUCUUCGAGGAUCGUCUCAUUGGUCGUCCUGUCAGCAGUUUCUUGAAGAUCCUUCGGCCAAAGAGCCUCGAAUUCACCUGGCAGAACAUUGUUAAUUAUCAAGCUGUGGCUUUCGAGAUCGAGGUGUUGGCUCCGGACGAGGCCACUAACAAACCAAGGAACCUCAUCUUGACUGGGCAGAUGCAACUCUUGGAACCCGUUCCUGUCGUCAUGUUUCUGUGCAAACCGAGGGCGAGAAAUAUAGCAGAGAUGAAGCACAUGGGGCUUUACGUGGAAGACUUGAACGAAAUCGGCUUAGGGAGAGAACUCGUCUUUAAAGGAUGGGAACAUUCCACAAGACUUGAUGAAGUGCGCGAGAAGGUGGAGAAGCAAUGCGCUGAGUUAGAAGAGACAUAUAAUAAAAUGAAAGAGUGGAAAGAAGAAGGCGAUAGACUUCUGUAUUCAAUGAUACCUAAGUCUGUCGCUGAGCAGCUGAAGGCUGGAGCGUCUCCACUAUCUACAUGCAAGUGGCUAAAGUGCUUUCGACCAAUCUCCGAUGGCUUUAGUACCAAUGAUGUGGUUGAGAGGGUAGCGCAGGGUUCUCCUGGAGUCCAGCUUUUCCCUCCAUGGGACAAGCCUGCCUCGGAGAUUGUAGAAACAGUGGGAGAAGUGUAUAUGGCCGUCAGCGGCGCACCUGAAGAAGUCGAAGACCACGCCAACCACAUUGCUAGGCUGGGUCUACGCUUCCUCAACGAAUUCAGUCCUGGUUCCAAUAUCACCGUAAGGAUUGGGAUGCACUCUGGAGAAGUUGUCGGUGGAGUGGUCGGCACUAAAUUGCCCAGGUACUGCCUCUUUGGAGACACUGUCAACACAGCAUCGAGAAUGCAGUCCACUUGCCCUGCAGGCAAGGUGCAGAUGUCUUCUAAAACAAAAGAACUCUUGAACGCCGAUGUAUUUAUGACGGAAUCUCGAGGAAUAAUUGAAGUAAAGGAUCUAGAAGCCACUUCUCGUGAAUUAUGA
Molecule: messenger RNA, 1972 nt
Organism: Nezara viridula (southern green stink bug)
Lineage: Eukaryota; Metazoa; Arthropoda; Insecta; Hemiptera; Pentatomidae
Source: the annotation of a GenBank genome assembly